GCAUCUCACUGCUCCAAUUUCCAGUUCUUUGCAUGAGAUGUUGGCGGGAACGAAUAAAAAUGCUCCGAUAUCUGUCGUGUCACAGUGGAUGAGCGUCAGUCGGUGGAAGGGCGCCUUGGGCUCAGUUCACCCCACUAAUUGGCCGCUCCAAGCAUCUACGCAAACAAAAGAUCAGGCCAUGAUCCCUCCCAACAACACUCCAUGCAAUCCACUCUUUCAUUCCUCAGCUCACUGCAGGGACCAAGCUGUCGGAACCCAAUAUUGCCGUUUAGCUUAUAAGCCUCCUGAAACCUCUUGACAGCUUUUGGAGCAUCAUCAACAUCCUCUAUAUCAUCGACAGGCCUCAGAAUCAACCCUCAUCACUGUCCAGGACGGAAGCAUCAAGUCUUGGCAUUUGCCAACCACAACCACAACCCCUCUUUCGCUUCCAACGUUCCCCACGAGUGACGACCCGAUCUGCUCCAACACUCUUCUCUUCACACACACACACACAACACAUUCAGCAACAGCAGUUACUAGACAGCACGUGGCACGCCACCUACACAACCGCCAAAAUGCCUGCCUCCAGUGCAGCCAACGUUAGAUCCAUCAAGAUCGUGAUUGUCGGUGCCGGCUCCGUCGGUGUUACUACCGCCUAUGCCCUCCUCCUAUCAGGGCUCGCAGCCGAGAUCGUUCUCAUCGACAUCGACAAGAACCGCGCCCUGGGUGAGGCCAUUGACAUGAGCCACGCCGCCCACUAUGCCCAGGCCCGCGUUCGUGUAGGUGACUCUUACGACGACUGCGCGGGAGCCACAGCCGUCAUCGUCACAGCCGGCGUCAAUCAAAAGCCAGGUCAGACCAGAAUGGACCUUGUCAAGACCAACUACGGGUUGUUCAAGUCCAUCAUCCCCCAGAUCGCCGCCGCCGCGCCAGAUACGAUUCUCAUCAUUGCGACCAACCCCGUUGAUGUCCUCACACAUGCCGCUCUCAAGUUGUCUGGUUUCCCGGUGGAGAGGGUGAUUGGCUCCGGGACAGCCAUGGACACGACCAGAUUCAGACACGAGCUGGGCAAGCAGUUUGGCGUUAACCCGCGAAACGUGCACGCGGUGAUUAUUGGCGAGCAUGGUGACAGUCAGCUGCCGGUUUGGUCCCUUGCUUCGAUUGCGGGCAUGAGGUUGAGGGACUAUGCGGCGCAAAAGGGGAUUCCGUACGACCAGGAGGUCAUGGACGGUUGCUCCCAGAGGACGAAGGACGCGGCGUACGAGAUUAUCCAGCGCAAGGGCAAGACCAACUAUGGUGUUGCUUCGGUGCUGGUCAGCAUCUUGGAGCCGAUCAUCACUGAUGGCGAUGCCUUGGUGACGGUUUCGAGGGUGGGGACGUAUGCUGGGGUGGAUGAUGUUGCGUUGAGCAUGCCUUGCAAGCUGAACAGGGCGGGUGCUCACCAGGAUGUGCCGCUGUUGCUGGAUGAGAAGGAGAAGGAGCUGUUGAAGCAGUCGGCGGAGAGUAUCAAGGAGGUGUUGAGGGCUUGCGAGUAAGGGGGUCAUUUUUCCAUCAUGUUUUGUGUACGUUUAGCAGGCGGGUUUGGGUUGGGUUAGAGUUAUUGGCAAGUGGGAUCUGGUUCAUUGGGCGUGGGAAUGCCAUCAUGCCUUGAUUUCAUCAAAUGAGAAUAGAUUUCAAACCUGUGUUCCGUGAUUUGUUUGCCAUUGACAGAUUGUCUUGUUUGCUGAUAGGAUUUGCAGCUCUUGA
This is a messenger RNA of Podospora bellae-mahoneyi, 1725 nucleotides long. RefSeq lists its product as uncharacterized. The transcript is spliced from 2 exons. Gene Ontology annotation, cellular component: cytoplasm. Lineage: Eukaryota; Fungi; Ascomycota; Sordariomycetes; Sordariales; Podosporaceae. Gene Ontology annotation, biological process: lactate metabolic process; pyruvate metabolic process. The record is from RefSeq and is a predicted model, not a curated record. Gene Ontology annotation, molecular function: L-lactate dehydrogenase (NAD+) activity. Bases 555 to 1514 code for a protein of 319 amino acids.